Molecule: messenger RNA, 1673 nt
Organism: Leptopilina heterotoma
Lineage: Eukaryota; Metazoa; Arthropoda; Insecta; Hymenoptera; Figitidae
Gene: bsh
Product: brain-specific homeobox protein homolog
Exons: 3
Coding region: 469-1365 (298 amino acids)
Biological process (GO): regulation of DNA-templated transcription
Molecular function (GO): DNA-binding transcription factor activity, RNA polymerase II-specific; DNA binding
Source: RefSeq, a predicted model, not a curated record
GGGCUAAACGGUUCUACCAGUGUCAAGUCGGGGGUUGCGGAUGACAACACGUGACAAACGUAUCAAAAAUCCCAUCGAAGAAACGGAAAUUGCUGGAAUGUUUCGACUACUUCAUUGUUCUGAUUACAGUGCGCUUUUUUGGAAAUUAUCCCAUUUUUAACAAAAUCCAAUGAUAAAUAGAUUUACGAAGGUGUGAAACUAGUGACAUGUCUUAGAAAGUUCGAGUCAAUAAAGUGUACGGUAAAUUUAAAUUAGAGACAGAAUCAAGAGAGCGACUUUUAUCGUGCGGUGUGUUUGUGAAAUGAUUAGUUACUUAACUUAUUCUCCAACUGUAUAACUUCAUGCGGAACAAGAAAAUUUGCUAAAUGAUUCAAAGUGAACGGUUUCUAAUCUCCACAUUCGACAAAUGCAUCAGGAAACAAUGUUGAGAUUCAUUUGUCACAAGAUUCGCAAAAGGAAACAGCUUCAAUGAUCCAACCGCUCUGGAAAGUCGAGGUAAAGGAUCAAAUCGAUCAAAUAGCAAAAGGACGAAGAAUAAUGCAGUCGACCUGUCAACAGCAACAACAACAGGCACAGCAACAAAAUGGCACAUCGGCCAGCCGAACGUCCUUCCUGAUCGAGGACAUUCUCAGCAGGAACAACGUGCCCCCUCACUCCCAACACCUCCAACUCCAUCACCACCAGCAUCAUCAUCAUCUAACGCCUUCCCAUACUCACCAGCAUCAGCAAUACCAACAGUUUGCGAGUCUUCUGCCCGGAUAUCCUGCCGCCCCGCCGGCUGCUGCCUUCUUCCUCGGACCACUUUUCGGUAGCACCGGAAUGGGCGUCGGGGUCGUUCCUGGUGUCAGCGAACUCGCCGCAUUAAAGCACUGUCGCAGAAGAAAAGCCAGAACAGUAUUUAGUGACCAACAAUUGGCUGGCUUAGAAGCGAGAUUCGAAGCGCAAAGGUACCUAAGCACUCCGGAGAGAGUAGAACUCGCGGCAGCUCUACAUCUCUCCGAAACCCAGGUGAAAACUUGGUUUCAGAACAGACGAAUGAAACAUAAAAAACAGCUGCGAAAGCUCAACACUAACAACAACGGCAAUCAAGUUUCUGGUCAGCAGCAGUGUGGAGGUCAAUCAAUUUCUGCAGCCGAGAGGCCAGUUGACUUUUCCCUGUCGGGAGGUCGGGAAUCUCGAGCGAGCAGCGAUGCAAUUGUUGACUCCGAUGAAGAUGAAAUCGAUGUUCUGGGGGACGAGACACCCUCUCCAAUUCAGGACACCACGUUGCGUUUGCCGAGACAUGGUUCGCCACCAACGAGUUUUCAAUCCAUCCAUCCACAUCCGGUGACCCUCUCUCAUCAGCAGCAUCAUCACAAUCGCUGAUUGUGGCGGGACACACUUUCUUUACCUGAAAUCCGAUGCCUAGUCAAUUUCUUCGACGGUCGCAACUCGCAGCAGUGCCACACAUCGCAGAGAAAAGUAAAUGAUUCUUAACAAACUAUUUGUGGAGAGUGAAUAGACUUAUUAUUAGCAACAUUAAUGUUCAAGCAGUCAAAAAUCGUGACGCACAAAAACAAAAUAAAAACAUUGUUGUAAUUAACAAGGUUGGACACUUUUUCUUGAUAUCCUCAGAUAUCAAGUUAUAAUAAAAUUAAUAAUAAUACCAAUAAAUAAUAAUAAAAACAUUUUAA